Camellia sinensis is the source of this 1185-nucleotide messenger RNA. RefSeq lists its product as uncharacterized. Gene Ontology annotation, molecular function: zinc ion binding. The record is from RefSeq and is a predicted model, not a curated record. Lineage: Eukaryota; Viridiplantae; Streptophyta; Magnoliopsida; Ericales; Theaceae.
ACACUAGAGAGAGACUCCUCUCUCUUUUGCGUUUCCUUUUGAAUACUCUACUCCAAAACUCAUACAAUCCAAUCCACAGAUUGAUUACAUACACAUACACAUACACAUACACAUACACACCCACGCACACACAUUACACUACAACUGCACACACAAACACAAACACAAACACAAACACAGAGAGAAUCGCUUAACCAUUUUCAGCUCCAAAAACCAUUGAUAGCCUAGCCUCUUCAAUGCUUUACCUCUAAAAUGUCAACCUCACAGAAUCCCAUUAUUACCGACAUAGAGUCCCGACAACCCCGCCGCCAACGACGCCGCCGCCACCGUCGCCGCCGCCGGCCUUCAGUCGCCGGAAGCGGUGAAACCACCACCGACGGCAGCCUCUGCUUCUCCGACUCCGACGCCGCCCAUUCGUGGCACUCAACUGUGGGUUCCACCGCCGCUGGCUCAUUCGACGAAUGUGGGUUUCCGGAGAUCGAGGGGGUUUUGGAUCCUCACAUUCACAAAGAGUCGCACGAAGUUGAUUUGGAGAGUGGUGAAUUGGAGAUGAAGGUGCAUUCGGGUAAGGAACAGAGAGACUGUAGAAUUUGCCAUCUGAGCUUGGUGGGUGAUAAUGCUGAUCAUGAAGCAGGGAUCGCAAUUGAACUGGGUUGUUCAUGCAAGGGCGAUUUGGCGGCUGCGCACAAGCAUUGUGCCGAGACUUGGUUCAAGAUCAAGGGCAACACAACCUGUGAGAUUUGUGGGGCCACGGCACUUAAUGUUGUUGCAGAGCAGACAAACGAGGCAAAUGGUGCUACUGAAAAUUCCACAUCAGAACUGGCAGGUCCUGUGAAUGUUGCUGAGACCCGAAAUUUCUGGCAUGGGCGCCGUGUCAUGAACAUCCUGCUUGCUUGCAUGGUCUUUGCCUUUGUCAUUUCUUGGCUCUUUCACUUCAAUGUAAUAACCUGAAAAAAAAGCCCAUAGCAGAAGUACCCCCACAUUUUUUCUUCACGCAGAGAGGGUAUCUGUGUCUUAAGCCGUCUUAUUUAUAGAAGCAUGUCUCGUCUCUGGGCCAUUCUAGUGUAGUACGUGACAUGUAUUCUCAUGUUAUAUUAGCUAUAUAAGUAUCUAUUGGCCAUUCUAGUGCGUGACAUGUCAUAUAAUUGUUAGGAUCUCCAAAUUGUGGAUGCACUAGUGUAUAAA